Chionomys nivalis (European snow vole) is the source of this 3752-nucleotide messenger RNA. It is a transcript of the gene Cyth3, whose product is annotated as cytohesin 3. NCBI's taxonomy places the organism in Eukaryota, Metazoa, Chordata, Mammalia, Rodentia, Cricetidae. Gene Ontology annotation, molecular function: guanyl-nucleotide exchange factor activity. The record is from RefSeq and is a predicted model, not a curated record. The coding region runs from base 297 to 1352 and encodes 351 amino acids. Gene Ontology annotation, biological process: regulation of ARF protein signal transduction. The transcript is spliced from 13 exons.
GGAGGCCCGGCCGCGACCCGGGCCGCGCGCGCAGAGUAGCUCCACGGUUCUCCUCGCGGCUGCUUCUUCUGGUCCCGGCUUUCAGCCCUGUCGCUCCCGCAGGCUCCGGGCUCGCCGGCUGGCGGGGAGUGGCCUCAAGAUGGACGAAGGCGGUGGCGGUGAGGGCGGCAGUGGUGAGUGAUGGAGUGCCUGAAGACCUGUCAUUAGAAGAACGAGAAGAACUUUUGGACAUUCGUCGAAGGAAAAAGGAACUUAUUGAUGACAUUGAGAGGCUGAAAUAUGAAAUUGCAGAAGUGAUGACAGAGAUCGAUAACUUAACAUCAGUGGAGGAGAGCAAAACUACUCAGAGGAACAAGCAAAUAGCCAUGGGAAGAAAGAAAUUCAACAUGGACCCCAAAAAGGGCAUUCAGUUCCUCAUUGAGAACGACCUGCUGCAGAGCUCCCCAGAGGAUGUCGCCCAGUUUCUGUACAAAGGCGAGGGCCUGAACAAGACCGUCAUUGGAGACUACCUGGGUGAGAGGGAUGAUUUUAAUAUCAAAGUUCUUCAGGCUUUUGUUGAGCUUCAUGAGUUUGCUGAUCUCAACCUUGUCCAGGCCUUAAGGCAGUUUCUAUGGAGCUUCAGACUUCCUGGAGAGGCGCAGAAGAUUGACCGCAUGAUGGAGGCCUUCGCAUCACGAUACUGCCUGUGCAACCCUGGGGUCUUCCAGUCCACAGACACAUGCUAUGUGCUGUCCUUCGCCAUCAUCAUGCUCAACACCAGCCUGCACAACCACAACGUGCGGGACAAGCCUACUGCCGAGCGCUUCAUCACCAUGAACCGCGGCAUCAACGAGGGUGGGGACCUUCCUGAGGAGCUGCUGAGGAACUUAUAUGAAAGUAUCAAGAAUGAGCCAUUUAAGAUCCCAGAAGAUGACGGGAAUGAUUUGACACAUACGUUCUUCAACCCAGAUCGAGAAGGCUGGCUGCUGAAGCUGGGGGGCCGUGUGAAGACCUGGAAACGGCGCUGGUUCAUCCUCACAGAUAACUGCCUCUACUACUUUGAGUACACUACGGACAAGGAGCCCAGGGGGAUCAUCCCGCUGGAGAACCUCAGCAUCAGGGAGGUGGAGGACCCUCGGAAACCGAACUGCUUUGAGCUGUACAACCCCAGUCAUAAAGGGCAGGUCAUCAAAGCGUGCAAGACAGAGGCAGAUGGCCGUGUGGUGGAGGGGAACCAUGUUGUGUACCGGAUCUCUGCCCCCAGCCCUGAAGAGAAGGAGGAGUGGAUGAAGUCCAUCAAAGCGAGCAUCAGUAGGGACCCAUUCUAUGACAUGUUGGCCACGAGGAAAAGGAGGAUUGCCAAUAAGAAAUAGAUGUGCCAAGACCCAGACUCCACAGCAGACGCACCGGCUACUCACAAGCAGCAGGACGAGGGGGCAGUGUGGUGCCAUGGGUCCUCCAGAGCAGCUAGCCAAGGCCCAAGCCCCCAGAGCCUUGUCCUCUGGGAUGUUGGUCAGCUGUGAGUGUUUCCUUCCUGCCACUGCCUUGGCGUUGACCUUUGGGGACCCUUGUCCACACAGUACCUGGUGACCCAGCCUCAGGACCUGCACAGCCCACACGGGACUCCUUUUCUGGAGCCAGAGCCUCAGCCCACACCAUGCCACACCUGCUCUUUUGGGCAGCACUAGCUGUUCUAGAAGUCGCUGUUUUAUAUCAAAAUGGGAAAGGAAAACCUACCACUUUUUUUAUUCAGAAUUUUUCUCAGAUAUAUAGGAUUAUAGCUUUUAUAUGCCUUUUAUAUUCUGAAAAUUAUAAUGAAAGAUGCUUAAUUUCUAACAGUAGUAUUUUUAGAAUGGCAGCUAUAAACUUAACUCCUGGACACAAGUAUAUACUGUGCACUGAGCACAGUCUAUAUAUGUAGCCUCCAACCAUUUGAGUGGGAGCAGCUGGGGGCCUGAUGUGUCAGGUGGGGCACAGGCAGCCAAUCUGGGUGACAAGGCCCUGGGGUAACCAUGAGGACCAGUAUGCUUGGGAGACUCCAGGUGUGGGCUGUCACUUCCCUUCACGUGCUUCUCUAAGACAAAUCACUAAAAUAUGGUUAUGGCUCAGGAUGUUCAUCCUGUCAGUGUUGAGGCUUGGCAGAUAAGAGUCCUUUCCCUCCAGACAGGCCGUUUAUGUGUCUGACCAUCACACAUGAAAGUUCUAUGUGGUCCAUCUGCACAUGGCCCAUGUUGGCUUCGGUACUUUUGUUGCUUGCUGUUUCAAACUUUUAGUUAAGUGCUCACUGACACAGUAACUAGAUCCACUAUUUUGAUGUAGUGUCUAGGUAUAAGCAACCAGAAGUAGCCAACAUAGCCUCUGGUAGUGCCAGGUGUCCAACAUUUGGCAUCCCUUUUAAGGAGGAAAAAGCUGAAAAUGGCACUUAGAAGCCAGUGGCACACAGAACCCUGUAUAUACCAGGGUGAUUUCAGGGCACUGUGUGCUUGGGCUGAGACUGGAUAAAGUGGUCGGACCUCUUCUGUUGCACUUCUGGGGUGGCCCAUUCAUAAUUUGGGGGACCCUUUUGAGGCUGUGUGUGGCUUGUUUGGAAAAUGGUCUUCCCUGCCAAACUGCUUCCCUGGUCUGUCUGUGCAGACACCCCUGGAGCUUGCAUCCCAAUGGUCCUUGAAAACCUUCAACCAAAUGCACUCAGACAUGACUUUCUGUGAGCUGUCUUGAGGCUCAUUGCCUCAGAGGUAGCUGUCACAUAAGAUUUUUGUGGGGUGGUGGUGGUGGCAAAGGCCGAAAUUCUCUCAUGUACCAGAUUGCUCAUCUUUUGGUUUAUUCCCAAGCUUCUAGGUUUUUAUUAAUACCUCAGAUUUGAAACCUUUGAGCUGCCUGGCUGGUGUGAAUGUAGCCUGGCUUCCCGUCUUCCAUGAUCCCUACUCCUAAGCCUUUACCACCUCAGACCAGAACCUGCUGCUGAUUGGGCACCUGUGUGUAUGGAUAUGAGUGGGAACUCACAUCCCUUCCAUCAAGACUCUGGUGAAUCUGCCUUCUCAUGUCCAACCCAGGUAUGGUCCUGGGGACACAGAGCUCUGUUGGAUGUUGAGGAUGGUGUCUUUAAUGCCAUAGUCAUCUUUGAGGGGACUUUGCCUGACGGCUGUUGGUGCUAAGAAUCCUAAGUUACUGGCUCUCAGAGUAUCCACAUGGAGUCACCUAACUCAGGUUAUGUUGUGACAGUGUUAACCCCAAGGGCAUCUGGCUACUUCCAAGGCUUGCAGAGGCUCAGUUAUACUCAUGCCCUCUGUCUGCACUCAUCGAAGCAUUAAGCCCGACUCUGGCCAAAGACCAUUUCCUGUCCUGCUGGGCCCUGGUUGUCAUUUUCAGGUGUAAGUGGACUGGCCCUGGAGGUGUCGGAACACUUUGAGUGACGUGGUCCCAGUCUACCCAGGAGCUGUUGAGAAGGAGCAACCUUCUGUGCUUCAUGUCACACUAUGCUUUGCUGACAAGUUCAGUCUGUUACAGACCAGAAACCACAAAUGUUUCUGUUUAUCUUAGAAAACAUUUCUAUUUACAAUAAAUAGUUACUAUGUAAAUAAUGUACAUAUGUAUUAAUUUCUGCAGUGUUUGUUAUACAAUGUACAUACUCCUACAACCUGCAUGAAGAAAUAUCCUAUUAAUGUUGAUAUCAGAAUUUCUGGCUAUUUUAUUGCAAAGCAAAUAGCUAGUAAAUUGGAGGGCUUACAGCUGUCAAGAACUAUUACAAAUACUAUGUUCCCAAAUAAAAACAU